AGAAUCAAUUUUUUAAGAUGUGCAAUAUCAGAAUCUAUGUUAAAAUCAAAAUCAAAGGCUGUAAUUAAUAAUCAGCAAUGUUUUUAAUGGUUGCAUCUGAAAUGUCCUAUAAUAGAUGGGUCUCUACAGUUAGGAUCAAUGGAUCAAAACUAAUAUGGCACAAUAAACUACCAGUCAAAAUAUUAACCUAUAUAGUAUGUAAAUUUUAAGUGGAUGCAUUUCAUAUUUAUAUCAACAAACAUUUCUUAUUGUGAUCAGGUGAUGUUUUAAGAGUUUCAUUUAAUUCAUUUCUUGCAAUUACUCCUCUUUACUUAGGUUGUUACUAGUGUCUUCUAUAUUCCUAGGUGUUUCUCUUAAAACUUAUGAAAACCUACUGUUAGGCAAACAAAUGGCACUCUUGAUGAAGCAUUCCUAUGAAAAUAUUCUACUAACUUUUAGUAUCUUCUAUAUUCCUAGGUGUUUCUCUUAAAACUUAUGAAAACCUACUGUUAGGCAAACAAAUGGCACUCUUGAUGAAGCAUUCCUAUGAAAAUAUUCUACUAACUUUUAGUAUCUGCAAAGAAUGGAGAUCUCUUUGCAGAACAGGCAUAGUGUAUCCAAAAAGUGCCCUACAGUAGGCAGGGUAAUGAUCCCCCAACAAAGAAAUGUGUGUCUCUAAAGGAGCCCACAAAUAUUUUUUUCUUUUUACAUGUCAAAUGGUCUUUUCUGAUGCAGUUCAUUAUGUGGACCUGUUAAUGAGAUUAUUCUGGUGAACUCUUAAAAACUACUCUUUUUUAGCCAGCUGUGGAAGGCUCAAAAAAUUCACCAUCCUGGUCAAUCAAGAAGUCACAAUUUUUUCUACCUUCCGGGAAGAAGUGCGGCUUCUCUGGCAUUUGGAUUUUAGCUUUAGGAGACCCGUAUAGGAUUUGUGGCCUAUAAAACCACAACACAUUAAUGCCGUUUUAAACAGAGAAACAAAGGUUUGUGGAAACUGGUUACAACCGCAAUAGGCAAGAGGCUUAUUCCAGCUAAAUCAACGACAUUCUGUGUAGUACACGAACACUGUAACGUGCAAGAAUACAUUUGGCUUCCUUAACUUGUCUGUGAGGUGUCAGACGAUAGGCAGCAUCCAUUUAGCUCGACAGGCUGCGUGGUGGGCGCUUCUUCCUCAGAGCUUCACAGGGUGAAGAAAAACACUUCAAGGGCUAACCGACCCCGGUUACCUGGUUUGUGCGGGCCUGCUGGUUUUGCAUUCGCAAGAGUGGGUUAGAGUAAACUAGGUAAACCCAAGAAAACGCCCUCUUAAAGCUCGCCUCCUGAAGCUCCUAGGCGACAAAGCCACCACAAGCGCAGCGCCCUUUGCAGGGUUCACACGGCCCUUUCCCGCUCUUGGGGGGAGCCACGCGCCUCAAGCCUCAGCAAAAGAGACGUUCGAAGUCAAGGAGCUAUACCAAAUCUCGCGAUAUUUGGGCCAUCCGCGGACUGUUCGGGCCCACCUAGUCCGGAAAUCGCCCCAGCCAUCUUCUUCCCGCGAUAUCUGCAGGGAGGCGAGACGGGGAGCGCCGGGGCGCUCGUUCUCGCGGGAUUUACCGGCUGCGGCUGCGGCGGGUCUAAGUUGGCUGGCCGCGGCGGUGACGCCGCCCCGUCAGGCCCCACACAGUGCCCAGCCUGAGGCUCGGCGCUGCGGGCGGGCGGGCGAUGCCGGGCGGGCGGCCUGCGUGCCGUGCCCUCCUCGCCGCCGACAGCUGGAUGCCGAGAGCAGCGGGGCUGCCGGGCGCCUCCCCCUGGCCCGAUGGACGCCUCCUCCCCGCAGCCCCGCGCGGGACUCCGCAAAGACAGGUGGUAUCCAGGAGAAAGAUGUCUUGCUCCUUCUUCAGAUGAUAAGAAGCUUUGUGAAGCAAGCAUAAAGUCUGUUACUGUGGAUGAAAAUGGGAAGCCAUGUGCAGUUGUCCUGUAUUCAGAUUUUCAAGAAAGGAAAAUACCUCUUCAAAGACUUCAAGAAAUAAAAUCAACUAAAGAUUGCUCCAGAAGUUUUAUAUUUGAUGAUGAAGAUUUAGAAAAACCUUAUUUUCCAGAUCGAAAAAUUCCAUCAUUGGCUACUACUUUUAAAUUAUCUGAAGAUGGAGACUCUAUUCCUUACACUAUUAAUAGGUACUUGCGGGAUUACCAAAGAGAGGGAGCUCAGUUUCUCUACAGACACUACAUUCAGAGAAGAGGGUGUAUUCUUGGUGAUGACAUGGGACUUGGAAAAACAAUACAGGUUAUUUCAUUUCUGGCUGCAGUUUUGCACAAAAAGGGAACUCGUGAAGAUAUUGAAAAUAACAUGCCAGCAUUCUUACUAAAAAGUAUGAAAAAGGAACCCUCUUCUACAGCCCAAAAGAUGUUCUUAAUAGUUGCUCCUCUUUCUGUCCUCUACAACUGGAAGGAUGAAUUGGAUACCUGGGGAUAUUUCAGAGUCACUGUUUUACAUGGCAGCAAAAAAGACAAUGAACUGAUUCGUUUAAAGCAAAGGAAAUGUGAAAUUGCUCUGACAACCUAUGAAACUCUGCGCUUGUGUCUAGAGGAGCUUAACAGUUUGGAAUGGUCAGCUGUUAUUGUAGAUGAAGCUCAUAGAAUCAAGAAUCCAAAAGCACGAGUGACGGAAGUCAUGAAGGCUCUGAAGUGCCAGGCCCGCAUUGGCCUCACUGGCACCAUCCUUCAGAACAACAUGAAGGAGCUGUGGUGCGUUAUGGACUGGGCCGUGCCAGGACUUUUAGGUAGCAGGACCCACUUCAAGAAGCAAUUUUCUGACCCAGUGGAACAUGGCCAGAGACACACAGCAACAAAAAGAGAGCUUGCUACUGGCCGAAAAGCUAUGCGCAGACUUGCAAAAAAGAUGUCUGGCUGUUUUCUCAGGCGCACCAAGACCCUUAUCAAGGGCCAGCUGCCUAAGAAAGAAGACCGGAUGGUGUAUUGUUCUUUGACAGAAUUCCAGAAAGCUGUCUAUCAAACAGUGUUAGAAACAGAAGAUGUGGCUUUAAUCCUUCAGUCUUCUCAGCCUUGUACCUGUGGCAGUGGCCGGAAAAGGAGAAAUUGCUGUUACAAGACUAAUUCAAAGGGUGAAAAAGUGAGAACUUUGUGUCUUAGUUACCUAACUGUGCUGCAGAAAGUAGCUAACCAUGUUGCACUGCUGCAGACCACCAGCACCUCCAGGCAUCAGGAAACACUUACCAAGAAGAUAUGUGAUCAGGUAUUUUCCAGAUUCCCAGAUUUUGUGCAGAAAAGUAAAGAUGCAGCCUUUGAAACACUUUCUGACCCUAAAUAUAGUGGGAAAAUGAAGGUUCUCCAGCAGCUUUUAAAUCAUUUUAGGAAACACAGAGAUAAGGUUCUUCUCUUCUCCUUUUCCACCAAGCUGCUGGACGUGCUGCAGCAGUACUGCAUGGCUUCUGGCCUUGAUUUCCGGAGACUUGAUGGAAGCACAAAAUCAGAGGAAAGACUCAGGAUUGUGAAAGAGUUCAACAGUACACAAGAUGUGAACAUUUGUCUUGUCUCCACAAUGGCUGGUGGACUAGGUCUCAAUUUUGUUGGUGCCAACGUUGUUAUAUUAUUUGAUCCAACUUGGAACCCAGCCAAUGAUCUCCAAGCUAUUGACAGGGCAUAUAGGAUUGGGCAGUGUAGAGAUGUGAAAGUGCUUAGGCUGAUAUCCUUGGGGACUGUGGAGGAGAUCAUGUACUUACGGCAGGUCUACAAGCAGCAACUUCACUGUGUGGUGGUUGGAAGUGAAAACGCCAAGCGAUACUUUGAAGCAGUGCAAGGAUCAAAAGAACAUCGAGGAGAGCUCUUUGGUGUCCACAACCUCUUCAAACUAAGGUCCCAAGGGUCAUGUCUUACAAGAGACAUCCUCGAGAGAGAAGGCCAAGUGGAGGCUGGCAUCAUGACAGCCACAACAUGGCUGAAAGGGGGACCUUCAGCACAGGAACUAGAAACACCUAGAGACCCUGACUGUCAAGAAUCCACAGAUAUUUGUGAACUCUACAGUGACUUCAGUGAUGACGAGUCAGGAAAGACUGCUAAACACAGUGUCUCUGGCUCUAGUAGGACUCCAGGAUCCUCAGCACAGCUCACUUUGCUACAGUGUGGGUUCUCUAAAUUGUUUGAGGAAAAUUGUAAGUCAGUCCAGGAUGGCGAUGGAAACACUGCCUCCAGUGAUGAAAGUUCUGAUGAGCAGCCCACAUGUCUGUCAGCAGAAGCCAAACAGGCUGCUUGUCAGAAAACUCAGGACUCUGUUUGUACUUCAGGACAUCUGAAAUCAGAGAACAUCCAAAAUCAUAAUGAAAAAUGUGGUUUUGAUAAAAGUAAGAAGACUUUAGAACAGAAUGUUUCUUCUCAAUCUGAUGAUGAGAGAAAGUGUCACAGUACAGCUGGACAUCAUGGCAUGGGACAGAGUGACACAGAGUCAGAAGACAGUGAUGUCAUCUUUCCCACACAGUAUCCAGCUCAGAGAGUCCCUAAUAACCGUAUACGCUUUAAGCUGCUGUUUGGUGGAUCUGAAGAUGAUUCUGAAACAGAAAACCCUGUGAAAAUAAAUUAUGUUGAUUGUAGACAGAACAGUGGCAAAGGAAAUGGACCAGUUUCAAAACCUUUGAGUCCUGAGAAUAUGACCUUGAAAUCUGUUAGGAAAAGAAAAGGUACAGAUAAUAUUAGCGAUGAAUCUGAUGACAUCGACAUGUUCCCCAAGUCAAGAAUAAGAAAGCAAAGAGCUACUACUUCCUUGAAGUUUAAGAGAAAGAAGAAAAACAAAAGGAAGCUUUAUAAGUCUCCUACAACAGCAAAGGAACCAAAACAAGUGUGUGCAACAGACGGGGAUUGUAGCUCUCAGGUUAUUGAUGAUUUUUCAUCCUCAGAUGACAAUUUAUCUGUCAGUCACUUGAGUUUCUCUAAACUAAGUCACAGAGCAGAAACUGUAAAGGAUAAAAUCAGUUUGUUCCCCAAGCUGCCUGGCCCGGAUAAGAAAAAUAGCACUUUUAUACCAAGGAAACCUGCAAGCUUUUUGAAUGAAGGAGUUGUCAGUCAAGAGCAGAUGUAUGACUCAAUGGAUAAAAUAUUAGAUGGUGUUCAGGAAGUGGCGUAUAUCCACUCAAAUCAAAAUGUGAUCGGAUCAAGCAGAGCUGAAAACCACAUGAGCCGAUGGGCAACCCGUGAUGUAUUUGAGUUGAAACAGUUUUCCCAGCUCCCUGCUAAUGUAGCUGUUUGCAGUUCUAAGACAUACAAAAAUAAGAUGAAUGCACACAUAGUGACACCUACAGAGAAAGACCAGCCACCAAGUGAUGGAAGCAUUUCCUCUCCUCUGUGUGUAUCCCACCCUGUAAGCCAGAAAAAGAAAGAUGUCUACCAUACUAACCAGACCACCUUCAUCAUUGGAGAAACACCAAAAGGAAUCCGCAGAAAGCAGUUUGAAGAAAUGGCCUCUUACUACAAGUCAUCUGUGCAGGAGUUUGCUAGACAGAUAACCAGUACCACUUCUGAAGAGCGACAGAGGAUGCUCAGGGACUUCUACAGUCCUCAGCACCCAGAGGUAAAGGAGUUCUUUGUGAGUUCUGCUUCAGAGUUGAUCAGAUCUGUACACAAGGAAGAAGAGAGGAUCAAGAAUAAAUCCAGAGAAAAAGAAUCUCUUUCAAAAGAAAGGCCCUCGAAUUAUACUUUGUCAUGCAGUGAGUCCACCAACAAAAUGUCUCAAGUUCACAACCCAAAACUAUGUAAAGGAAAGUCAGUCAGAUUUCAGAAUCAUGGUUCCCAUGGAGAAGAGACAUUUUCUAGUGAUGCAAAAAUUAAGAAAUCGUCUGUCAGCUUUACUCAAGAGAUUGACAGUGAGCGUAAUGACCACACACCCAAGAACACCAUGACACUCUUCUGUCCAAGCAGCAAGUCUGAAACCCCAGAGACAGAGCUAGAAGAUUCCCCAGGACAUCAGCAGGACCUCACAAGAGCAUGCAGUUCCAGACACAGACCACUUUUCACGUUGGGGAACACAAGGGUAGAAAACACUCCCGUGGAAGGCUUACUUGGUGACACCUCUAUUCUUCAUGACCUCUUUAAAAGCCGUGGGGAAGGUCCUGCACAGCUGCCAAAGAAUGUUCUUUCAGGACCUGUGGCAAAAGCAAAGCAGAGACCAAAAGAUUUCUGGGACAUCUUGAAUGAGCAGAAUGAUGACAGCCUUAGCAAACUCACUGACUUGGCAGUGAUAGAGACUCUGUGUACAAAAGUGCCCUGCUCCACAGCCUCCGAAAGGAAAGAUGAACUGGAAGCUUCCCUUUGGAAAGCAAAUGAGAAGUUUUUGUGGAAGACAUUUAACUCAGAUGAUGAUGAAAGCAUAGCCAAUACAGAGAGAGAAUAGAACCUGGAUGUGCCAUUAAAUUGGUGUACUGGUGAACUGCCAGACCUGUUUAUGGUACUGUAUGUAGCUAGCAUCCUGAACAGUUGUUUGCAGACUUGCUUAUUAAAUUAUUGCUUUAGGCUUAUUUUAACAUCCUAAAUUUUUAUCAUGGGUUUUCUUUCCUUAGUAUAUGUUUUAAUCACUAAUGCCCAAUUUAUACAGUGCUGGGGAUCAAGCCCAGGACUUCAUAUACACCAAAAAGCACUCUGGCCAACUCAGCUACAUCUCCUGCCCCUGAUUCCAUAUUUGGAACAAAUGUGAUUGUAUCGUAUUAUAAACCCCUAUUAUUAAAUGAAGCCUUGGGCAUCUCCCCUCCUGUGUGAUUCUGUAACCUCACAUGAAUGACUUGCCCUGUGUUUGCCCACUCCUCAUUUGAAAGAUAACAGGAUUGAGCCAGAUUAACAUAGCCUUCCCCUUUUAAACUCUUCCAGAAUGUCCCAAAUCAGGUGGCAGCCACUGCACUCUUCUCGCUGGCAUUAGGAAGUUAUUGUUUUCCUUCUUCCUUGGAAUUAUGUUCUAGUACUAUUGAAUUGUUUUAGACAAAAAUUAGAAAUGAAUAUGUGGUAUUAUGUUAAAAUGGUAAUUUUAUAACUGCUCAGAGUAACGUACAAGUUUGUGAGCUGUGAUGCUAAAGUAAUGGGAUUGUUAUCAUUGGCCAGAGUAUCAACGCCUUAACUUUUCAUAUUACUAUGAUUUAGUAAAUGUAAAUAAAGCUUUGUAUUUUAACUUUGUAU
Molecule: messenger RNA, 7125 nt
Organism: Peromyscus leucopus (white-footed mouse)
Lineage: Eukaryota; Metazoa; Chordata; Mammalia; Rodentia; Cricetidae
Gene: Ercc6l2
Product: ERCC excision repair 6 like 2
Exons: 19
Coding region: 1772-6352 (1526 amino acids)
Molecular function (GO): ATP-dependent chromatin remodeler activity; ATP binding
Source: RefSeq, a predicted model, not a curated record